Lotus japonicus is the source of this 2272-nucleotide messenger RNA. RefSeq lists its product as uncharacterized. The transcript has 9 exons. Bases 304 to 2091 code for a protein of 595 amino acids. The record is from RefSeq and is a predicted model, not a curated record. NCBI's taxonomy places the organism in Eukaryota, Viridiplantae, Streptophyta, Magnoliopsida, Fabales, Fabaceae.
CCCUUGUUGUUUUCUUUUCUAUGUUCAUUUUACUUUUUGGUUCCAAACUUCCUGAAUGAUUCCAGUUUAGUUGAGUUUGUGUUGUAUUUCCAUUAUUUUUAUCAUCUUCUACUUGCACCCCACGCCUCUUUCCUUACGUAGCUUCUUCUCUUUUGACCUGUUUUUCUCUCAACUUGCCUAUUCAUAUUCCACCAUUUCCAUUGUUGGAAUUUCAGUUACAACUUUCAACUUCCCUUUGCUGCUCUGUUAACGUCUUCAAAGCUUCAUGAUUUUGAUCCUUUACUACUAGAAGUGUAAAAAAAUAUGGCUUUUCCUGGUUCCAUGGAAGGUUGGAUGAAAGCUUCUUAUGUGGUCUUUGCUUUCAUCUCUGCUAUGUUCCUUGGUGUCAUGAAAGGGAUUGUUGUGGGUCCUAUUGCUGCUCUGAUACUGAUAAUUGGAAAUGUUGGGGUGAUUCUGGGAAUGUUUCCUGCACAUGUGGCUUGGACAGUAUACACCCUUUUGAAGAUUCAAAUGUUUGAUGUGGCCUUGAAAGUUGCAAUUUUGAUUGCUUUACCAGCCUUGUUUGGUUUAUGGUUGCAACUAGGCAUAGCUGGUAGCAUUCUUGUUGGGGUUGGCUAUGGCUUUUUCACACCUUUGGUUUCAACUUUUGAGGCCUUCAGGCAUGGCAGUGAGUCCAAGAGAUUUUUGCACUGUAUUACAGAUGGAACAUGGGGAACAAUCAAAGGCUGUUGCACCGUAGUUAGGGAUUUUGCAGAUGUGUGUUGCCAUUCAUACCCAUGUUACUUGAGAGAACUACGUGAAUCACCUGCUUCAAAUGAGCAAAAGAAGCUGAGGUUAAUUCAUGUUCCUGCGUGUAUCAUUGUUGGGAUAAUGGGGAUAGUUUUGGAGAUUCCUCUGUUCACUGCAAUUGCUAUAGUAAAGAGCCCCUAUCUAUUGUUCAAGGGCUGGUUCCGACUUGUGCAUGAUUUAAUUAGCAGAGAAGGUCCAUUCCUUGAAACAGCUUGCAUCCCCAUUGCUGGUUUGACAAUAUUUGUGUGGCCACUUAUUGUUAUCGGAAGCGUUUUAUUGGCUAUUUUGUCCAGCAUUUUUGUUGGACUCUAUGCAUCUAUUGUAGUAUAUCAGGAAAGAUCUUUUCGGAGAGGUCUAGCCUAUAUAAUUGCAAUGGUUGCUGAGUUUGAUGAAUAUACAAAUGACUGGCUUUAUCUUAGGGAGGGGACAUUCUUUCCAAAGCCCCAAUAUCGGAAAAACAUGGUGACUCAAUCAUCAGAUUUUUCUACAAGAGGAAAUAGUGUCAGAUUAGGUACUUCAAUGGAACCACCAGCAAUGUUUAUGCCAAGCUUAGCUCCUUCAAGAUCAGUUAGAGAGACCAUUCAAGAAGUGAAAAUGGUGCAGAUAUGGGGGAAUAUGAUGAGGUACUGUGAGAUGAGGGGGAAAGAAUUAUUGGAUACUAAUGUACUUACAGCUGAUGACCUUUAUGAGUGGUUGAGGGGAAAGAAUAUUAAUGAAGCUGCAAUCGUUGGUAUUGGCUUGCCCUGUUAUGCACUUCUACAAACACUUCUCUUCUCCAUCAAAGCCAACUCGAGCGGCGUAUUGCUACUUGAUGAUUUUGAGAUAACCUAUUUCAACAGACCAAAGGAUAAGUUGCUGGAUUGGUUCUUCAACCCUGUAAUGGUUCUGAAGGAACAGAUAAGGGUAAUUGAAUUGGUAGAUGCAGAAGUGAGAUACUUGGAAAAAGUGAUUCUUUUUGGAAGCAAUAAGCAACGCUUGGACGCUUGGGAUAAUGGUGGUUUAGCGAUUACAGAUACUCUUAGAGCUGCUCAAAUCGAGGGACUUUCCAGAAGGAUGAUUGGAAUGACAAGAAGUGUGACAAAGCUUCCAACUUACAGAAGGAAAUUCCGUCAUAUCGUUAAAGCCUUAGUUUGUCAUUCUGUGGAGAAAGAUGUCCCAGGAGGAGAGGCUUUAGUUACUCAUUCUCUGGGUAUAGAUAUUUCUGAAAAGGCCUUAGUUACUCAUUCUCAUUGUAUGGAGAAAGAUGUUUCUGGAAGAUCCACUAGGUCUAUAGUAUCAUUUGCCUCAGAUGACAGUGUUUAAAGAUAAACUAAACCAGUUUUCUUCUCUAUUGUUGUGAAUUUUAAUGAUUGUAAAUUCCCUUAGAUUGUUGAUUGAUUUCUGUAGAUGAGCAUAUUGAGGUUGAUUACAGAUUGAAGACAUUCUCCUUUAUUUUUCUGUCCCCUUGUUCAAUCUAGUUAUGAGAACCAUUUUGGUGUCAAAA